Botrytis deweyae is the source of this 558-nucleotide messenger RNA. RefSeq lists its product as uncharacterized. NCBI's taxonomy places the organism in Eukaryota, Fungi, Ascomycota, Leotiomycetes, Helotiales, Sclerotiniaceae. The transcript has 4 exons. The coding region runs from base 1 to 558 and encodes 185 amino acids. The record is from RefSeq and is a predicted model, not a curated record.
AUGUUGAAGAUAUGGUCUAUGAAACAAAAACAGCAGCAAGAGGCAAAUGCCGAUGCUGCUGCAGGCAUCAAGAAGAAGAAGGUUACGGCCGCACAACUUAGAUUGCAGAAAGACAUUGCUGAAAUGUCGCUGCCCUCUACUAUGCGCACCGAUUUUCCCGACGAAGACGACAUUCUCAACUUCUUUCUCUAUAUCGAACCAGACGAAGGCAUGUACAAGGGUGGAAUUUUCAAAUUCAAAUUCGCUGUUCCGGAAACGUUCCCACACGAACCGCCCAAGGUCAACUGUGAACAGAAGAUCUAUCACCCAAAUAUCGAUGUUGAGGGAAAGAUUUGUUUGAAUAUUCUGAGGGAGGACUGGAAACCAGUGUUGAACUUACAAGCGAUUGUUAUAGGAUUGCAGUUCCUUUUCCUCGAACCAAACGCCUCGGAUCCACUUAAUAAGGAAGCUGCAGAGGAUUUGAGAUCAAACCGAGAGGGAUUCAAGCGGAACGUGAGAUCUGCUAUGGGAGGUGGAUCUGUAAAGAAUGAUUCAUUCGAUAGGGUACUGAAGGUUUGA